Messenger RNA from Pogona vitticeps (central bearded dragon), 2838 nucleotides. It is a transcript of the gene IGBP1, whose product is annotated as immunoglobulin binding protein 1. Gene Ontology annotation, biological process: regulation of dephosphorylation; regulation of signal transduction. Gene Ontology annotation, molecular function: protein phosphatase 2A binding. NCBI's taxonomy places the organism in Eukaryota, Metazoa, Chordata, Lepidosauria, Squamata, Agamidae. Gene Ontology annotation, cellular component: cytosol. The record is from RefSeq and is a predicted model, not a curated record.
AGGCUCUACUUCCUGCGCGUCACUUCCGGCGCGUCGAUCCUUCCCAAGAUGGCGGCCAGCGCGGCGACGGAGGAGCCGGAGCGUUUGUCGGAGCUGCUGGAGACCGGAUGGCGGCUGCUGGAGGAGGUGGAGAGCGGGGCCGAGCCUUCCUCGGGGGCGCCCGCCGUCCAGCGCAAGGUCCAGCGCGGGAUCGCCCUCCUGGAGCGGGCCGCCCGCGCGGUCACCGAGCUCCAGCUCUUCAGCCGGAAUGAAGAGCUGGAGGAGAUCCCGUCGGUCGACCUGAGGUUCAUGCUGGUGCCUGCUCUGCUGGCCGCCCUCAUCCUGAAGCAGGUCAAUCCGAACAAGCGCCUGGAGCACGUGGAGCGGGCCCGGGCUUGUUUCAUGGACUUCUUGAGAGUGUGCAAGGACUACGAGGUCGUGCCAUUUGAGCUUCCGCGGGAACCUGAGGACAGCGAAUCUGCUGGGACUUCCUGGAGCAGCCCGGCGCCAGCCUCUGACCAGACUGCUCUCCUCACAAUGGCCUCGAAUAGGAAGGCCAAGAUCGAAAGGUACAAGCAGAAGAAGGAGCUAGAGAACCAACUGGCUUCUUUAAAAGCCUUCAUCGACAGUGGCCAGGCAGCCGAGGAGCAGAUUCGGGAGUUCUAUUUGUUGCAGAUAAAGAAGUGGGUCAGCACGAGCCUGGAGGAGAUUGAGAGCAUUGAUCAGGAGAGAGCCAUCCUCAGUCGACGGGACGCUUUGAAGCAGGGUUCAGCCAGGCAGCCUUGUUCGCCUCCACGGCCUCCAAUGAAACCCUUCAUCCUUACCCGGGAUGCUGCACAGGCCAAGGUGUUUGGUGCUGGGUACCCAAGCCUGGCAACGAUGACAGUGGAUGAUUGGUAUGAGCAGCACCGGAAGCAUGGGGCCUUACCAGACCAAGGCAUCUCUUCAAAAGGUUCUGAGGGUGUAGAAGAGCAUCAGAAGGACCAGGAAGAGAAGAAGAACAUGGAGGAGGAAGAGGAGGAAGAGAGGGAUGAAGCAGUGCAGAAAGCACGGGAAUGGGACGAGUGGAAGGACACCCACCCAAGAGGUUAUGGCAACCGGAAGAACAUGGGCUGAGGUGCAAGCCUAAGCAGAACCAUGAGCCCCAUUGGCUGACCACCUGGAGCGUCAAUACACACCGCACCUCCUGUGGAUUCCCUCUCCUGAAGGGUGGGCAGGAUGAGGUUUGUCAGGGUGGGGUGAGGUUCGAUAUCAGGCUGACCUUGUAUGUGUGCCAGGAAGCAGAGGCAGCCAAAACGUCAUCAUGUGGAGGCCUUAUGGGAGGGUUGAAUUUCUCAUUUCCUAAAACCAUGCUUGAUAAGCCAAGUGGAUUUCCCUCAGGCCUCUGUCAGUGGCCCAAAUCCUGCUCGUGGAUCGUCUGCUGCAUAAGGUUGAUGAUGUCACCAGCUGUGGUCCUUUUGUGUAAGUGAAAGGCUUCUAUUCCUCCCACACCAUCAGAGUCUUCCUUAGGGUUCUAUUUUGUUCUGAGAAGCCCUUGGCAUAGGGGCGGGGGAAGCUAUGGGAUGGAAAGACCUUUCUCACUACACGAUUUUACCACUGGUAGUGAUUUUGGGAAAUUAAAGACUCUUUCUCUACUCCUGCCCCCAAAGUUCCCAGGAUGAAAUGGGUCCCAGGAACUAUUCAGGGGUAGGGAUAGAGUUGGAAGUCUUUAACGUAUGAAAAACAGCCCUGGCUGAUGACAUCAUAAGCCCUGUGCAGGCCCAGUUCCACAAAAAGGAUUUCAGCUGUUACCUCUUUAUUUAAAAAGUAAAACAGAAUGCCUUGGCCGACUCAUUCAGGGGAAAACCUUAAGGUCCUUAAUUUGUAAAUCAGAAAAGCUUUUAAUAAUUUGGUGACUCAAGCACAGAAGUGUGACUGACCGCUGCAAGGAGUCGGCCUGCCCAGAGAAAGGCCUCAUCCACUUUUAAGAUGUGAUAUAAAAACAUGGUUUCUUUUACUAGUCCUGCACUACAAGUGGGAAAAAUGCCUUUUUUCCAGCUCUCCCAUUCUUUUUCACUGAGGAUGGUUUUGGGGUUGAGGUGGGGAGUCAAUUUCUGCUCCUGGUUGCCUCAAAGGCUGCCCCAUGCACAGCAAAUUGCUGCAAUCCAGGUUAGAAGGAACCACAGCCCAGGUUACUGGAGCAAGAUCUGUUUUUCUCCCCAGGCCGCUGGAGCUGGUUAAAAAGCAUAGCAAACCCUGUGGAGUUUUCAGAGGGAAUGGAGGCCCCCGUCUCUAGCCCCGUGCAAGAUCUCUGUCCAGAACAGCCAGUUUCCCCAUCCACAGGGAGCUCUGUCUCGCCAGCACUUAAGCCUCUGUUUAUUAGCCAUCCGAAAACCCUCCAGGCACAGUUCAGAAUUUCUGGCUCUUCCCUGGGUUUAUGUGGUAGAAACACAGGUUUGUCCAAAGCUCUAGAAGAACAUGGUUUGGGGUACCUGUUGAAAAGCAUGGGGAGGGAAAGGGGAGCUACAGUACUCAGCCUCUCCCCCCCCCAAAAAAAAACAACACCAGGCCUGUGGUGACAGGGUGCAGCAGAAAUCCCCAGCACCACCUUCUGAAAUCCAGCUGCCUCUCCUUCCAGGAAGAUUCCAGGAGGACAACUGAGCUGCGGUGAAGCUGCUUGGUUGCUCCAGUAGCCACUCUUCUUUUGGAGGGAACUUCCUUUAUCCACAUGGCCGCCCUUCCCCUCUCCCAAGUCACCUGGGAGGAUGUGGUCUCGGUGGCCCUGAGGAGGACACUGGAAGGAUCUGUUGGCCGGUCAAAAGGGAAGGGGAAAAAACAGUUUGAAUGUGAAGGAACAAAAAUAAAGGCCAUUCAAAUGAA